UAACAUCCAGUGCACAUUCUUCUUAUUUUUUUUUUUCAGCAGUAUACAUUAUUUUUAGCAUAUAUAUUAGUUUCAGUAACAAUGAGAUUUAUAACCUCUUCAUCAAAAAAUAACAUAAAUGUAUCAUUAGCAGAAAUAUUUUUUGGCAAAUCUAAUUGUAAACCAGAUUUUCCUAUGAAAUCAAAACAUAUAUGUCUACCUUCAUAAGCAUUCCAUUGAACAUCACUAACCUCAUAACAUUCACACUCGAGUAUUUUGUCAUUUUCAAUAUUUUCUGUAGUUUCUUCUGACUGUAAAUCUUGAAGAAAUUGUUGCAGAUUUUCUUCAUCUGCAUUCAAGGAAGGACUAUAAUUUGGAUCAUUUAUUGAAUCAUCUGAACUAUAGUCUUCGUGCUUUUCAUCAGAUGUGUUUAUAUUUUCAGCAAUGUUUUUUAAUUCACUUUCACUUAGAAUCUUUCGUUUUGUCAUUAUUUGUAGAUAUUUACAAAUUAUUAUAAAUAUUAUUUAUUUUAUGUUCUUUAUAAAGAAAUAGUCACAGUAACAAGGUGUUAUUCGGUAAAUGCUACACGUACCACUGAUUCCUACACAAUGCGUUCAACGCUGUGUUCAAAACAACAGGUUAAUACUUGUUGUAUCUUGUUUGGAUGUGUUAGACAUAUAAGACUGACACGGCUUGUCGAGAAAAAAAGUUUUAAUAUAGGGCCAUGUCAGUCAUAUAUGUGUGACAUAAAAAGUAGUGUUUUUCUGGGAAUUUUGGCAAAAAAAAUUUUUUUCUGUGAUACAUUAAGUUUCCUUGAUACAUUUUUAACUAAAUUAUCUAAUAAAGUUACCAUGGCUUAUGUGAAAAAUUUUUCUGAUUUUAUCGUGGCAAUUAACGUUUUAAAAUCUCUAAAUUUUUUAAAGGUACUAUGCUGCUCAUCCUGGGGAGCAGACAAAGUUUCUAUGCUUAGGAUUUAUAGGGCCCUUGUCCGCUCUAAGCUGGAUUACGGUUGCAUUGUUUAUGCCCCUGUGCGAGAAUCUACUCUUUGGAUGCUGGAUCCAAUUUAUUAUCAAGCACUACGUUUGUGUACUGGUGCUUUUCGAACUUCUCCUGUACAAAGCUUGUAUGUGGAUGCUUAUGAGCCUCCACUAUCUCUCAGGAGAAAACAGUUGUCUCUAUUUUACUAUAUAAAACAGAAAUCUCACACUAAACCUUCAGUUGAUUGUAUAGUAUCAGAUACUCAGCUGAAAAGGUUAUUUGAAGCUCGCCCAAGCAGUGUCUCAUCAUUUGCCGUAAGAAUGGAGAAUGUGACCAGCACAAUUGAUCUAAACACAGGCAACAUUUCCCAGCUAGAGGUCUGUAGUAUAUCACCUUGGUCAACUCCUUUGAUAAGUGUUGACCUUAGCUUAAAGCAAUUUCCUAAGGAAUCCACCCCAGACUAUGUCUACAGACAGCACUUUGUAGAAAUUCAACAUCGUGACAGAAAUUUAAUUCCUAUUUAUACAGAUGGAUCUAAAUCUGAUGAUUACGUUGGCUUAGUUUUCGUCUGCCAGGAUGAAAUCGUUGCAGAACAAAUUGCAUUGAAUUCUUUUAUCUUUUUUGCAGAGUUGCAUGCUAUUUAUUUAGCUUUAAAGUAUAUAAAUAGGAAAGGUCAUCGUUCCUGUGUUAUUUACAUUGAUUUAGUUAGUGCACUUCAGGAUUUGAGCUCAUGUGAAUUUAGUUGUCACUCUAUAGUGAUUAAAAUUCGUAAGCUCUUAUGCCAUCUUACUGCGAGUAAUUUCUUUGUAAAAUUUUGUUGGGUCCCAGGCCAUGUAGGUAUAAAAGGGAAUGAAGAAGCCGACUCAGCUGCAAAGUCAACUACUUCUUUACAGCAUACAAUGCAUAUUGAAGGAGGCGAUUUGAAGCUAGUAGUUAAAAAACGACUAGCAGAGAGAUGGGAAAACGUGUGGAAUGCACAAGUUCACAAUAAACUACAUGAGAUCAAGCCAAAUAUAGAAAAUUGGACACAUAAUAAACAGUAUGACAGGAGAUCUGAAGUAAUUCUUAGUCGUUUGAGAAUUGGGCAUACUCGGUUGACUCAUCAAUACUUUUUGAAGGGUGAAGACCAGCCAGUAUGUGAGUAUUGCAACUGCUUUCUAAGUGUAAAACACGUUCUUUGCAACUGCACAACUUUUGAUUAAAGUCAUAGACAGCAUUUUGGAAAUGCAAGUUUGAGAGAGAUUUUGGGCCAGAGGCCAAAUCUUGACAAAUUAUUGA
Molecule: messenger RNA, 2235 nt
Organism: Centruroides sculpturatus (bark scorpion)
Lineage: Eukaryota; Metazoa; Arthropoda; Arachnida; Scorpiones; Buthidae
Exons: 1
Coding region: 588-2159 (523 amino acids)
Biological process (GO): DNA replication, removal of RNA primer
Molecular function (GO): nucleic acid binding; RNA-DNA hybrid ribonuclease activity
Source: RefSeq, a predicted model, not a curated record